This is a messenger RNA of Rana temporaria (common frog), 4922 nucleotides long. RefSeq names its product contactin 1 (gene CNTN1). Gene Ontology annotation, molecular function: cell-cell adhesion mediator activity. The coding region runs from base 459 to 3497 and encodes 1012 amino acids. The record is from RefSeq and is a predicted model, not a curated record. The transcript has 23 exons. Lineage: Eukaryota; Metazoa; Chordata; Amphibia; Anura; Ranidae. Gene Ontology annotation, biological process: cell-cell adhesion; brain development.
UGUCUCCGGGCGGACUGAAAGGGGUGGCUGCAGUGACUGGGAGAAUUUUCUGCAUACAGUCACUGCAGUGAAACGCUUCAUAGUUCAACAUAUACAGGUUAUGGUGCUGGCUGAAAGGCUCAAGCAGAUAAAUCUGGAGCUUACAGCUAAAAAUGCCUGAUUUGAUGGCAGUUCUACAAUGCUCACAGACUGGUUCAGCGGUGAUUAACAUGCAGUUUAUGGAAGGCAGAACACAGGAUGUUCUCUACAUGACUUUGCUUGCUGAGAUCACAUUGUGAAAUCUCCUUCUCUCUCUUUCUCUGUUCUGCGGCAGACGGUUAAUAUGUGGAGCACCUUCCCAGGACUAAGUUCAAUUUGAAAUCCAUAUUCUCAGUAACCACAGUGCCUGUGUCCAGAGAGAAACUAAAGACGUUAAACAGAAUAAGUGGAAGAAUUGCUCCAAAGUAUAAUCUGUUAAAAUGUGGCCUAUCUUAACUCAACUUUUAUUGUACAUUUUCUUCUGCUGGGCAGAGGAUGGAAAAAGAUAUGGGCCAGUUUUUGAAGAGCAACCAAUUGACACUAUUCAUCCAGAAGAAUCUCCCGAUGGCAAAAUUUCAAUGAACUGCAGAGCCAGAGCAAAUCCAACUCCAACUUAUAAGUGGAGACUAAACAACUGGGACAUUGAUCUUCUAAAUCCACGCUACAGUAUGAUUGGAGGUAAUCUAGUAAUCAACAAUCCAGAUAAAUCAAGAGAUACUGGAAAAUAUGUCUGCAUAGUGACCAAUGAAUAUGGAACAAUCAGAAGCCAUGAAGCCAGCCUCAACUUUGGAUAUCUUGACCCUUUCCCUCCUGAGGAGCGACCAGAAGUAAAAGUGAAGGAAGGCACAGGAGUGAUGCUGAUUUGUGACCCUCCUCCACACUUCCCAGAUGACCUUAAUUACAGAUGGAUCCUAAAUGAAUUUCCAAAUUUUAUUAAUGUGGAUAAACGCAGAUUUGUUACCCAGACAAAUGGAAAUUUGUAUAUCGCAAAAGUGGAACAGUCAGACAAAGGAAAUUACUCCUGUUUUGUAUCCAGUCCUUCAAUCACAAAAAGUGUAUUUAGCAAAUAUACUUCACUGUUGCCUCAAUCAGAAUCUGCAAAACGCUAUGCCGCAGAUAUUCAAAUUGGAUUCUCAGAUAUUUAUGCUCUGAAGGAACAAAAUGUGACACUGGAGUGUUUUGCUUUGGGAAACCCUGUACCUGUAAUCAGAUGGCGUAAAUGGAAUGAAGCAAUGCCUGCCACAGCUGAAAUUAGUCAGUCGGGAGCUGUGCUUAGAAUUUUUAACAUACAGCCAGAAGAUGAAGGGACAUAUGAGUGUGAGGCUGAGAACAUUAAGGGGAAAGAUACAAACCGGGCGUAUGUUCAUGUACAAGCUGCACCAGAGUGGGUGGAACAUAUAAAUGAUACAGAAAGGGAUAUAGGUAGUGACCUGCAUUGGCCCUGUAUUGCCAAGGGAAAGCCAACUCCCACCAUUAGAUGGUUGAAAAAUGGGGACUCGUAUGGUAAAGGUGAACUGAAAAUCCGAGGUUUAACCAUGUUCCAUGCUGGAAUGUACCAGUGUAUAGCAGAAAAUCACUAUGGAGUCAUCCAAGCAAAUGCUGAACUGAAGAUCCUUGCUUUAGCACCAACAUUUGAAUAUAAUCCUAUGAGAAAGAAGAUUUUAGCUGCAAAAGGCGGCCGUGUCAUUAUAGAAUGCAAACCAAAGGCUGCACCAAAACCCAAAUUCUCAUGGAGUAAAGGAACAGAACUGCUCAUAAACAAUAGCAGGAUAUCAAUCUGGGAUGAUGGCAGCCUGGAAAUCAUUAAUAUAACAGUUCUUGAUGAGGGAAGCUAUACUUGUUUUGCGGAGAAUGAUAGAGGAAAAGCUAAUAAUACCGGAAUGCUUUCUGUUACAGCUGCCACAAAGAUCACUCUUGCACCAUAUAAUGCUGAUGUGACUGUUGGGGAGAAUGCAUCCAUGCAGUGCCAUGCAUCUCAUGAUUCUGCUCUGGACCUCACUUUUAUCUGGUCUCUAAAUGGCUUUGUGAUCGAAUUUGAUGAUGACAGCAACCACUACGAAAGACAUGUUAGGAGCGAUGUUGGCAGUGAACUUAUUAUCAGAAAUGCACAACUCAAGCAUGCUGGAAGAUAUACUUGUAUUGCGCAGACCAUUGUGGACAACUCUACUGCAUCAGCUGACCUGGUAGUCAGAGGUCCUCCGGGUCCUCCUGGUGGUAUUAGAGCAGAAGAAAUAAAAGACACAACUGUGAAACUUACAUGGAGUAGUGGAACAGACAAUCACCAGCCAAUUUCUAAAUAUACUAUUCAAGCACGGAGUUCAUUAACAGAAGAGAUGAAGGCUAGAAAUGCAUUGUCAGAUGAAUGGAAGGAUGUAAAGACAGAGAUUUCUAAUAUUGAAGGAAAUAUGGAGUCAGCGAGGUUAAUAGACUUAAUUCCAUGGAUGGAUUACGAAUUUCGUGUAAUAGCAACCAAUACAUUAGGAACUGGUGAACCUAGUUUACCAUCACCAAAAAUUAAAACAGAUGGAGCUGCUCCAAAAUAUGCUCCUUCAGAUGUUGGGGGCGGAGGUGGAACUAAUCGAGAACUUACAGUGACAUGGACACCUUUAGCAAGUGAAUAUCAUUAUGGUGAUGGAUUUGGAUACAUUGUUGCAUUUAAACCAUUUACUGAAAGAGAAUGGAGAAAAGUGACAGUUACCAACCCUGAGAGUGGUCGAUAUGUUCACAAGGAUGAUACUAUUACACCAGCUACACAGUUUCAAGUAAAGGUUCAAGCCUUUAAUAGAUGGGGAGAAGGUCCAUUCAGUAGCACUGCUACCAUUUACUCUGCAGAUGAAGCACCCACAGAAUACCCUACAGGUGUGAGGGUAGUAGUGCUCUCCUCCUCUGAAGCCAGUGUGUCUUGGCAGCCAGUAAUUGGACAAACUGUCACAGGUUACCAGGUCCGGUACUGGCGCAUUCAGGACAAAGAAGCAGCAGCCCACAGACUACAAGUUGAAACCUUAGAAACCAUCAAACUGGAAGGAUUAAUGCCCAAUACUUACUAUAAACUAGAUGUUUGUGCAUUCAACAGUGCAGGGGAUGGGCCUAAAAGUCAUACUACAGAAUUUGAGACUAAGAAAGCACCUCCUAGUCAGAUACCUCGAAUCAUUAGUGCUGUGAAGUCUGGAUCUCAAUAUAUUAUCACUUGGGAACAUGUGACACCAUUAUCCAAUGAAUCUGCUGUUAACGGAUAUAAAGUUUUGUACAGGCCAAAUGGACAAAAUGAUGGUAAGCUGUAUUCAACUGGGCAUCAUUCAGUAGAGCUACCAGUUCUAAAGGAAGGAGACUAUGUUGUGGAAGUUCGGGCCCACAGUGAAGGAGGAGAUGGUGCUGUGGCUUCCAUCAAACUUUCUACUAGUGACACAGCAGGAAUAUUACCCAGUAUUCUUGGUAUACUGCUACCAACAUUUGGCCUCCUGUUUUACCUUGAAUUCUGAAUGUAGGUCUGAGUGCAGUGUACUCGCUUCUCAUCUCUGGAGGAUACCAUCAUUCUCUGACUAUUGUAAUAACAUCUUAAGCCAAAAAAAAGAAAAAAAAAUUAUAAACCUAUAUAUACCCAACAGAGUUAUUAUGAACUUUAAAUAGGAAUUAAGGCAUUCAGGAACUCCUCCAAGGAAUUGUUUUCAAGGAUAAUAGAUCAUUUUUAACUUGUUCCAAUAUGCCUUAUGAAACACUUUCGCCAAUCUGUGACAGUUGCAUGAUCAAACGGGGCAAGUUACAGUGUUAAAUUACAAUAACUUAGACUGUACAGUGGAAUUAAAGUCACCAUCCAUAGGUGAUUCAACUUUAAUAACAAAUUGUGAAAUAUAAUAGAGUUACAAAUGUUGUAUAUGGUAUGUGUAAGAGUAACUACAUCUGUCUGUAUUAACUGUUUUGUAUGCUGCAUAUUUUUGUUAUUUUUAUUCGAGCCUUGGUGAGGCCUCUGGACCGACAGUCAGAUCAAAAACAGUCAUUGUAAUAGACAGAACUUCUUCAACAAAUGAAUGUAGAUUCAGUAUGCUGAAUAUGACAACUGAAUAUAAGAACUCUGAAAUGUACACAUAUCACUGAGUGGUUUCAGGUGCAGGCAUGGGAUAAAAUCCAGAGUGAUCUAUUUCCAUUAUGUGAAAUUUUGCACAUGCAGUUGUUUUGACACGGUGUAAAUAGUGCAAUAAAUGGCCCACUUAUGAAUGUAAAGUAUAUUUAUAGCAAAUAAGCUGUGCUUAGGAAAAGUAGUAAACAUUAAAAUAUUUCAAAGCACCAAGAUAUAUUAUAGGAAAACACAUGAAUCCAUGUGAUUAAUACAAUAAGAUAUUUUUAGGAGCAUGGGAACACUGGAAUUAACAGGUAUCAAGGAUUGACACUGAAGCAUUAAUAUACAUUGUCUCUAACAAUAGAUUGGAGAAUAGUACAGGAGAAACACUUUUCCAAAACAGUGGACAUACUUCCUGCCAACGUUGCAUGUACAAAACACACAAAAAAAUAAUGAUGAACGUUGAUGCAAUGGAAAUUGGAAGUAUUGUCCACAGCAGCCAAUCAAGUCUGACUUAUUUUUUAAAGAAAAUUCUAGCCAUGUUGGGUAUGGUUAUUCUAUUGGAACAUCACCGUUAACAAUUGCAUUACUAUCAAUAAAUAUUUGAAUCUGUUUGAUAAAUCUUUUAUUUAUUUCAAUAAGGUUAACACAGGUGGCUCCUAAAGAGAAAACAUUUUAAAAAUGUAAUUUAUAAAGUAUAUAGCUAUAGCAAAACAUAAUGCAUAUGUUGCAAGAAAUAAAAAAAGCUAGCGGUGCUUUUACAACACCCAUUGCUGGCAAUGGGAUUCCCCAAACCUUACAUUCAAAACACUAUUUCAGAUGAAGCAAGCCAACCAGCUACAUAUAUAAA